AUGUCCAAUAGUGCUGCGCCUGUGGGCAGUGUGUGGAAGGCACCUGAAGCCGAGGAAAAGGCGCCUGAACUGCAUGUGUACAACAGCUUGACGCGAUCGAAGGAGCGUUUCGUUCCGAAGCGCGGUCGUCUUGUGACGUGGUACAACUGUGGCCCGACUGUGUAUGAUGCUAGUCACAUGGGGCAUGCGCGCAACUAUGUGACACAGGAUGUGAUCCGACGCAUCAUGCGCGACUACCUUGGCUAUGACGUCAACUUUGUCAUGAACGUCACGGAUAUCGAUGACAAAAUCAUCAUGCGCGCACGACAAGAGUUCUUGCUCCAGCAGUUUCGCUCACAGCACCCGCAUCUCACGCAUGCAUUGCUCGAUGCUGUUCAAGCUGCCUGGAAUCACUAUUUCCGCGAAACGCUCAUGCCCCUUGCGCCCCCAGCGCCCCCGCAUGAAGUGUCAUCCGAUCCUGCGGAAGCGGAGCGCAGCCGUGGGGGCGAAGGCGGUUGGGAGCAAGUGACACUUCUCGCCAGAGAUGAAUCAUGGCGCGCGCAAGCGGCGGAACGUAUGCCCAAGUUCAAUUUGUGGUUCAAGACCUUGCAAGCGUCUCGUGAUGCCCAGGUUGCCGCUGCCGUUGCUCUCGGCGCGAGUGACUCGUCAACGAGCCAGGCAAAGGCCCUAAUCGAUGCGUCAGCUGACGUUCUAAGCAUGUACCUUGACAACACACUCGCCCACACUGUGAGUGAUCCUGCUGUAUUCCGCAAACUGGCCGCAUACUGGGAGGCGGCCUUCUUCCACGACAUGAAGCGCCUGCAUGUCGAGCCGCCAACGAUCCUCACGCGUGUGAGUGAGUACGUGCCAGAGAUUGUGCAGUUUAUUGAGCGCAUUCUGCAGAAUGGGUUCGCUUAUGUGGAUGAUGCAUCAGCAGAAAGCAAAAAUGUCUGGUUCGCGACGUCGCAGUUUGACGGGAGCGCAUGUGUAGCCGGCGCUCUCGCCGAGAACCAGCCAGAGGCACGUGAACACCAUUUUUAUGCCAAACUGGCUCCCUGGAGCAAAGGAAAUCGUGAGCUUUUGGAGGAAGGCGAGGGUGCUCUUGCUGCGAAAGGCAAACGCAAUGCAGCAGACUUUGCGCUGUGGAAGAGAGCGAAGCCUGGCGAGCCGGCAUGGCCUUCACCAUGGGGUCCAGGGCGACCCGGCUGGCAUAUCGAAUGCAGCGUGAUGGCCUCGAAGGUUCUUGGCUCCCAGAUCGACAUCCACUCAGGCGGGAUUGAUCUCAUGUUCCCCCACCACGACAAUGAGCUCGCACAAAGUGAGGCAUUCCACGGCUGCCCCCAGUGGAUCAACUACUUUUUGCACACCGGCCAUCUUCAUAUUGAGGGUCUGAAAAUGAGUAAGAGCCUCAAGAACUUCAUCAGCAUCGACGAAGCCCUUGCGCGGUACACAGCGCGUCAGUUGCGUCUGGCUUUCCUCAUGCAUCCAUGGCACGCCAAGAUGGAUUUCCGCGAGUCAGGCAUGGCGCAGGUGCGUGCAGCCGAAACGUCGCUGAACAACUUCUUCCAUGGUGUCAUAGCGCUCGAGCGCGAAUACCGUGCGAAAGGCCCCGCCUAUAGCGAUGGUCAGCACCACUAUGGUCCUGACGCUCAAGCUGUGGCUUCCGCUCUCGAGGAUGCGCAACUCCAAUUCCGAGCCGCCAUGUGCGACAACUUCGAUACCCCACGUGGGAUCGAUAUCCUACUGGACCUCGUGUCGCGUGCAAAUGUGUAUGAACGCGGCACGACGCGUGAAAACCUGCACGUCGGUGUGCUUGUAAAUGUUGCUCAGUACGUCGCACAUAUUGUGCGCAUGCUGGGUCUGGGUGAGGGUCCUGCACGCGAUGGCGACCUGAGCUGGGGUCAUGCUCCACGAGCUUCUUCGGCGACGGACACAGCGUCAUCGACGUCUUUGUCCUUGGACGACAGUGCAUUGGAUCGGGAUGAAGUCGCCGCGCCGUUCGUGCGUGUACUCUCCUCGUUCCGCGAUCGAGUCCGUCAACUUGCACGCACAAAUGCAUCCUCAUCUGAGUUUUUGAAACUCGCAGAUACGAUUCGUGACAUGGAGCUCGUCGACUUGGGUGUGGCACUUGAGGACCAGGAGGAUGGCCAGGCGCUCUUCAAAUUCGUGCCGGCCGAGCAGCUGCAAGCGCAGCGUGCUGAAAAGGAGCGUGCACAGGUCGAAAAGGCUGCGCGAAAAGCCGCUGCUGCUGAGGCGGCGCGCAUCAAGCGCCGUGAACAGCUGGAGCGUGGUCGUAUUCCGCCGCAAGAUAUGUUCCGUGCUCCACACACGGACGAAUACCGUGGCUGGGAUGAACAAGGCAUCCCCACGCAGGACCAGCAGGGUGAAGCACUCUCGAAGAAGCGGCGCAAGAACUUGGAAAAAGAAUAUGAGCGACAAAUUAAGCUGCAUGCCGAGUACAUCGCUGCGAGAGAGGCGCAUGAGAUCGACUAG
Molecule: messenger RNA, 2472 nt
Organism: Malassezia globosa CBS 7966
Lineage: Eukaryota; Fungi; Basidiomycota; Malasseziomycetes; Malasseziales; Malasseziaceae
Exons: 1
Coding region: 1-2472 (823 amino acids)
Biological process (GO): cysteinyl-tRNA aminoacylation
Cellular component (GO): cytoplasm
Molecular function (GO): ATP binding; cysteine-tRNA ligase activity
Source: RefSeq, a predicted model, not a curated record